Orbicella faveolata is the source of this 2317-nucleotide messenger RNA. RefSeq lists its product as uncharacterized. NCBI's taxonomy places the organism in Eukaryota, Metazoa, Cnidaria, Anthozoa, Scleractinia, Merulinidae. The record is from RefSeq and is a predicted model, not a curated record.
AUGUUUGGUCGUGAGAAAGAAAUAAAGGAAGUCAAAGAAAUUGUACAAACUGGCACAGUGCCUGUUGUCCUGAUAACCGGGGGACCGGGAUUUGGAAAGACAACUGUGGCUAACGAAGUGGCUCAUGAGCUAGCCAAACCAGAAAACGAAAGGACUGUCUUGUUUUGCAGUUUACUGACACGGAGAUCCUUCAAUAAAGUAGCCACAGAAAUGAUCCAUUCAUGCGGUACAAUCCACACAAAAGCGCCAGAGAAUCCGGAACAGUGGCUCAAAGACUGGAGCAAAAAGAUCCAAACGCAAGUCACGUUUUUCCUCGACAAUGCAGAUGGUGUCCUUGAGUCGAAAGAUCGAAGUUCGUUCCCAAGCAUCUUACAGGCGAUGCUGCUGAGGCUGUUNGAGCAGCCUUUGGAUGUUCUGAAAGACGAUGAAACAUCAGUGGAAAAUGCAAUCAAGACCUCAUUUGACCCUCUGACUCAAGCUGAACAUAAAGAAGCCUUCGUUCUCUUGACUGUGUUUCUGGGUCCAUUUAAAUCAGAUGCUGCUGAGGCUGUUAUGGAAGCAUGCUCGAUCCCUGGAACUCUGCCUAGUUCCAUCCUUCGCUCCCUGAAAAACAGAUCACUUCUCGAGCAACCAAGGCCCCGAAUAUAUCAGAUGCAUCCACUUAUUCAAGCUUUAGCGAAGAAGAUUGGUGGAGCUGAGUACCCCGAUCUUGUUGCUGCAGGAGAAAAAUUGGCCUGUGCUCACUUUAUGUCUUGCCUGGUUGAAAAUGCUAACCGGUACUGGAGUAAGGACAGUUGCAGAGAGUCUGUUGAGGCAUUUAACGCAGACAGGCACAAUUUUGAGCAUUUUCUUCAAAUCUACGCUCAAGGAAGAGAACAGGAGGAUUCCAAUAUCAUAGAAUCCUGUAAAACCUUCCUAGACGAUUUUUCCCAGAAGUGCAUGUACUUAGAAAUGUGUGUUCUUCCAAAAUUUUACAUGUCUGUUCUGGAAAGAUUGUUGAAAACAUUUGACGCAGAGUCUCAACCAGUACACAGAGUGGACGUUUUGUGCCUUCUUGGACAUGAGGUUAGAAAAGUAGGCGACACAGUGAAGUACAAAGCCCAUAUGGAGGAAGCCAGAAAGCUGUAUGAAGAGAAGGGUGCUGAUUUUCAGACAAACCCGUUGUCAGAAGUAAUUUAUCUUCAUAGCUAUGCCCGAUUUCUUUCAGAAAGCAAAGUAUCAGAUGAACCUAAAAAAGUUUACCUGAAAUCACUGCAGAUCUGCAAAGAAAAACUCCCUGAACAUCCUGAAAGAGCAGCAACUUUGCUAUUUGCUGGACGACUAGAUAAACGUACCAAGGAAACAACUGAGGRUGGCCAAAAGAUUAAGCAAGCAUGGCAGCUUUUCAACACGUGUCUUGGUGAACAUUUUAUGACUGCACAGUGCCUAAAAGACUUUGCCGACUUACUUUUCUCUUCCGGAAACAAGACUGAACUGGAUAGAGCACUAUCGUAUUAUCAAAAGGCUCUAGAAAUGAUGAAAAAAUUGGGAAUGGAUGGUCAUAAAGAGAGUAUUCUGACUCUAAAAAACUACGGAGUUUGCCACAGGAAGAAAGGUAACUUUGAAGAAGCAAGAAAUCUACUCGAAAAGGCGGAACGCGUUGCCGAGAGAGAACUAGAUGAGGAUCACAGGUGGAAAGUCAUGGUGAAGACUGACCAAGCUCUUUUGUAUGAAGAAGUCGGAAAGAAAGACCAAAUGGAGGUGGCGAUGAAAGAAGGACUUCAUAUGUGUCACAGACUCCAACUGACUGUAGGACAACUGGGCAACAAACAUCUGAUACGGAAAACUCUAAAUCGUUAUCCAGAGUUAUUUCCAAAAGGACAGUACCCUCGUUAAAAUGCACAUAUGCCAUCUGUAACUCAAGGAGAAGUAACUUAGAAGAUCAUUACUUCAGAUGUAAACCAUCAAAAUGACUUUUCAAAAAGCAGCUUAUCCUCUUUAGGAUGAGUCAUAUCACAUGUUGCCAUAUAUAAGAACCGUUUUGUCCGACACUGUUAUUACUUACAAGUUGGGCUGAAUUUCACAGUAAUUACAUUGGCGAAAGAAAUGAACGAAGACCUAUUUUUUACAUAGGUUAGCUAAUUUUUGUUUUCUUUUAAAAUAGAAACAAAGUCGCUAUAACUUGAGUUAUAAACUUACUUUAUAUGUGGCACUCAUGUCCAAUACUGUCGAGUAGAUUCCAUCGGAAAAGAGAACUUUCUAUUCGUUGUCGACCGGAAAAUUACAUCUCAUUAGUUAUUAGCUGGAUAUAAAGCCUGCCGGAUCGAUCGAUUCGAUC